This is a messenger RNA of Prinia subflava (tawny-flanked prinia), 5232 nucleotides long. RefSeq names its product DENN domain containing 2C (gene DENND2C). The record is from RefSeq and is a predicted model, not a curated record. The transcript is spliced from 19 exons. Bases 2117 to 4885 code for a protein of 922 amino acids. NCBI's taxonomy places the organism in Eukaryota, Metazoa, Chordata, Aves, Passeriformes, Cisticolidae.
GGGCUUCCCGCAGUCGCGGACGGGCUCGGGGUUACGGGCCCCGAGGGGUCCCCGUGUCCUGGCUGCGGGCAGGCGGGCAGUGGCCGGUGCAGCAUCUUCCCCGUGUGUGACGGGCCGGGGGAGGCAGGUGCCUGCUCCAGCUGUCCGGGAGCAGCCCCAGCUCGCAAGGGGAGCCGGGCUUGGGGCGGGUUCGUCUCCCCCCUCGUCCAGAUGCCUGCGGGGAGGGUGCCGGGCGGACCCGGCCGGGGUGCCCGGUGAUGGGUGGGCACAGCCGGACACACGGGAGGGCCCCGCGGGGAGCGCUGCUCCCGGUGAGGGCGGUGCAGCUGCCGGGGCUGCUGCAGGGGCUCCCCGCGGGGGAUCCAAACCCCGUCCUGCCGGCGGUGCCCCUGCCUGAGCACAGCAGAGGGUCUCCAGAGGGUCUCUUCCACCCCCAGCUCUGUGGUUCCGUGCAGUUUUAGCACUGCUGGGCUGUGGUGGUUUGGGUCUCACGGGAUAUUUGGGAUAUUUGUGCUUUGUGCCCUGCGGUGCGUGGGGCUCAGUGGUUACAGGGCUCCCUGGGCACACCGGACCAGUCUCCCCUUGCCUUCCCCAGCUGAGUGCACACACACCCCUCCGUUCAGUGACCUGGACACGGCCUGGCUCAGAGGGGCUGGCUCUGACAGAGCCCGGGCACUGGUGAGCAAUUCCUCCUGGCAGCUGGGAUUGGCAUCAGCGAGUGAUGGAAGGAAAGCAGAAGAGAAGUCGCAGGAAAACCAGUCCAUGGAAAUGUGUAUUGGAGCAGUGGUGGCUGGAGGAUGUGACCUGGUUGUGACCUUGAGUCCUAGUGCUGUCCCUUGCUGCUUGGCAAAAUUUUUAUCUCAGUCUUCCAGUUGUAAUAAUAUAAUAUGGAUAUGACUCAGUGGGCAGCUCUGGAACACAUUAUCUGAGUGAUGUCUGAGAGGUUUUCUGGUGCUGCCUUGCUCUGCACCCUUUGAACCUCCUGGGGCAGCUGCUGAGACAUUCCCAAAGCCUGUCUGGGGUGGCCCAAGUAAAGCCACACAGGCUUUGUGACUUUCUUUUAGAAUCUCACCUCUGAUGGUUGGCACCAAGGAACUGCUCCAGGAUAAGUCGUGUUUGAUUUUUAACCCCAUGCCCAGCUCGUGUCUCGGUGUGCAGCUGCAGCAUUCCUGGGGCUGGCAGCCAGCCUGGGCUGCAGGGGCUGAGUCAACUGCUGUUUGUCAGGAUUGCUACCCUGGGCAUUCAGAUACUGUGAGUCAGGUUAAAAACCCACGACUUUAAAAAUAGGACAUUGUGGGUUCUGUCCGUGUGCCCUCUGGUGUAGCAGCCUUUGGGCUUAUGUGCUGGAAGUGCUCUGGUUUGGGGUUUUUUUAACAUCUUGAGGGAAAAACCAUGCUUUCAAGAAGUUGAAUUUCAUCAACUGUCUUUUUUUAGAAAAAGACAGUAGAAAAGUCUUAGGACCCACUGCAGAGGCCAGACCUAACCUUCUCCUGCUGUGUAAUUUGGAUUAGCAGCACAUUUUCUGUGUCCCGGGACUGUGGCCAUGGAUCUAAUGAGACAGAGCUGCUCCUCAGCAGGAGAUGCAGCAGCACAGAAGGAGUUAAUACCUCGUGGUUAGAGUAGCUUUGUAUCGAGAUGGAAAUGACUAAGCACACUGCAUUCCUGAAGAGUUACUUAUUUUGAUAUAAAAUCUGCUUGUUUGGUACUGCCCAUGUCUUUGAGGCAUCAGCAUGGCAGAGUUGUUCAGAGGAGCUUCAGGAGAGGAACAGGAGUAGCUGAGAGCUCUGGAAAGGAUCCUUUCCCUCCAGGAAUGAGCUGCCAGCUUCCUUAAGCUGUAGAAGAGCAGAACCUGCUUUUUAUUUGGCUAUUAACACAGGAGGCUUGGCGACAAGGACUCUGGGGUGGUUUAGGACUGCGCAGCUCUCACAAAAGGACUGAGAUUGCCUCAGAGCUGCCCGGGCUGGUCCAGGCAGUGUUUGUGCUCCCAGGAGCAGGACAAGGUCGGAGCAGCAGCCCAGACUCUGGGACACCACUGGGCCCUUUGGAUGCGUGCAGAGCCCGGGAGGACGUGCUCAGGGCUGGCCAUGGGCUGUGUGUGAGCGCUGUGGCCCCUGCCAUGCACCCCACGGGGGCUGGGGACAGCGGCUUCUCGCGCGCCGCCGUGCAGACGCUGUCCCGCAGCCACUGCCGCAACAUCAGGCAGAAGAUCUCCCAGUGGGAGGGCAGGGCACGGGGCUGCCCCGGCAAGGACAGGCAGCAGCCCAAGGACUUUGGGGUUAAGUACGAUCCCAGCUGCAAUGCCCUGCCCAAAGGGAAGGCAGAAUGCACAGAGAACGGCAGGAAGGCUGGGGCCGGAGAUCCAAAGAGCCUGGGGUUGGAUUUCAGGGAAGAUGCGCGGGGCUGUUGGCACACCGGGGACUGUGGCGGCCCAGCUGCCCGAGCCAGGCAGAAAGGAGAGGGGCAAACAGGCUUCCCGGGGGUGGCACUGCCCCCAGGGAACUUCUAUACCUCACAAGCCCUGUGGAGGAGAGCAGAUCCCCUCCUGCCUGGCACAGCCCCUCCUGCGGCCUUGGAGCUCCAGAGGAAGCGCGGCAGCUCCGGCUCCACGGACAGAGAACUGCACAUCCAAGGAGUGGACACUCUCUGCAGGGCAGAGAGGAGCUUGAGGAACAUUUACUCUGAGGUUGAGGGGCAAGAGGAGGAGGCAGCUCCUGAUCCACCGCCCAAACCCCGCAGGACUUUCCGCUACCUGGCAGAGAAGGGCGCUGGUGGCCACAGAGAUGCCAGUGCCACCAGGGGAGCUCCCCUGCAAAAGCAGCGUGGAAGGGACCUGGUGUCAUCCUCUAACAACCCUGAGAAGAAAAUAGCCAGCAGGAGGAUCAGAGGGAGAGCCCAGAGGAAAUCUUUUGAGUUUGAGGACAUCCAGGGCUUCCGCAAGCGGCCGGCAGCCAGCGGCUCCCACCGACCUCGGGAGGAGACAAAUGGCACUGCAGGACCCAGGCUGGUCUGCACUCAGUCUGAAGACAACAUCUACGAGGACAUUAUCUGUCCUACAAAAGAAAAUGCUUAUGAAGACAUCAGAGCCCUGCCCUUGCCCCUGUGGAAGGUCCCAUCUGUCUGGAAGCUGCCCCCUCCCCGGAGCAUCAGCAGGGCUCCCAAGCCUCCCCCAAAACCUCCCUUCCUCAGCCGCAAGUCGCUGGAGCUGAAGCCCUCCCAGACACAUUUCCAAGGGAAGGUGGGGAAGGAGACCUCCCUGCCUGUCACUCUGUCUGAGUGGAAGCUGUUCCGAGCAGUGGAGGCUGCCAGCAGCAGAAAGAACCUGCCCUGGCUGGUACUGAAAAUACAGGAGAUCUUCGAUUCCAAGCGUGGGAAGAAGAAGGUGAAGCUGCUCAGUGCUGCUGGGAGAGAAGCAGCUCCAGUGAAAGGUGAAACCAGCGGGAACGAAAGCGAUACGGAAAAUCAGCCCAAAAGUCACCACAGGUGCCUGAGGCACUCUGCCUCCAAGAGGAACCCCCACUACCAGACCCUGGAGCGGGAUCUCAUCGAGCUGCAGGAGCAGCGGCUCUUUGAGCUCUUCGUGGUGGUGUCCCUGCACAAGAAGCCAUCAGAGGUCACCUACACACCUCACAUCAUCCAGCAGUUCCCCAGCAAGCCUGAGCAUCCCUUCAAGCCAUCCAAGGAUACUGAAGAGAGGCUAAAGGUCAUUCCCAAAUUCUGCUUUCCAGAUCCCAAAGACUGGUUCCCUUCAUCAGACCUUAAAAGUGAAACCUUUUCCUUCGUGCUGACGGGGGAGGACGGCAGCCGCUGGUUCGGGUACUGCAGGAAGCUCCUGCCAGAAGGGAAAGGGAAGCGCCUGCCCGAGGUGUACUGCAUCGUCAGCCGCCUGGGCUGCUUCAACCUCUUCUCCAAGAUCCUGGAUGAGGUGGAGAAGAGGCGGGAGAUGUCCCCAGCCCUGGUGCACCCCUUCAUGCGCAGCGUGAUGGAGGCCCCCUUCCCCGCCCCGGGACGCACCAUCACCGUCAGGAGCUUCCUGCCAGGAGCAGGAGAUGAGGUGAUGGAGCUGUGCCGCCCCUUGGACUCCCGGCUGGAGCACGUGGACUUCGAGUGCCUCCUGCAGUGCCUGAGUGUCUCCCACACCAUCAGGGUCUUUGCCUCUCUCCUGCUGGAAAGGAGGGUCAUCUUCGUGGCUGACAACUUAAGCACUCUGUCUAAGUGUGGGCACGCUGCAGUGGCAACGCUGUACCCCUUCACCUGGCAGCACACCUACAUCCCCGUGCUGCCGGCUUCCAUGAUCGACAUCGUGUGCUCGCCCACCCCGUUCCUCAUUGGCAUCCUCUCCUGCUGCCUGCCACAGCUCCAGGACCUGCCCAUAGAAGAGGUCCUGAUUGUUGAUCUUUGUGCUGACAAGUUCCUGCAAGAGGUGUCAGAUGAGGAUGAGAUUUUGCCCCAUAAACUCCAGGCUGCACUUGUACAAAUCCUGGAAGAACGGACUGAAAUCCUGUCACACGGGCAGAGUGACACACAAGGUGACGUGACCCUGAACUCGCUGGUGUCGGAGGCUUUCGUGCGGUUCUUCGUGGAGAUCGUGGGGCACUACUCACUGCACAUGAGCGUGACAGAGCGGGGCCAGCGCGUGUUCCAGCGGGAGCCCUUCCGCAAGAGCCACGGCUCGCGCACCGUGCGCCACUUCCUGCACUGCUUCAUGGAGACGCAGAUGUUCGCGGGCUUCAUCCACGAGCGGGAGCUCAGCAAGAACCUGGCCAGAGGCCUUUUUGAGGUCCGUGCCUUGGAGUAUCUGGAGAGUAUUCCAGAGACAGAACGAACUGGAGUGAACAAAAUCCUUCGCAGUCUUGGCAGUAAAAUGAAAUUCCUCCAGAAGAAGUGACCGGGCGCUGCUGCGGGACAGCGGCGGGAGGGAGGAACCGCGGGGGCGGGCUGGGCUGUGCCCCGGGAGGGCCAGGCCGGGGGCUCUGCGUGUGCUGCGCUAACAGCCAGCCUGGGGAUCGAUAACAGCGCGGGGAUCGAUAACAUCUCAUGGAUCGAUAAUAGCCAUGGACCGAUAGCAGCUCAUGGAUCAAUCACAGCCCAUGGACCAAUAGCAACCCAUGGAUCUAUAACAGCUCAUGGAUCGAUAACCACUUCCAUGGAUCAGUUACAGCUCAUGGACCGAUAGCAGCUCAUGGAUCGAUCACCACUUCCAUGGAUCAAUUACAGCUCAUCGAUCCAACCCUU